AGCGCUUCUUCUUUCCUUUCUUUAUUUCUCCCUUGCCUUGUUCGGCAACGCGGCCAUCGCUUUUGCUGUACUUUGCCUUCCGCUUUUCUUCCCCUCUCCCUUACCACAUUUAGGAGCCCGCCCCCCCCCCCCCCCAUCACAUAUCUCCAUCUCGAUCCGCAACAAAGAUAGUUUGUAGCGGAGAUGGCGGCGGCGGCGGGAGGAGGGGCGGCGCCGUUCGUGUGGAAGACGUACAGGAUGGUGGAGGACCCCGGGACGGACGGGGUGAUCGGGUGGGGGAAAGGGAACAACAGCUUCGUCGUCGCCGACCCCUUCGUCUUCUCCCAGACCCUGCUCCCCGCCCACUUCAAGCACAACAACUUCUCCAGCUUCGUCCGCCAGCUCAACACCUAUGGUUUCCGCAAGGUGGAUCCGGAUCGGUGGGAGUUCGCCCACGCGUCGUUCCUGCGUGGCCAGACCCACCUCCUGCGCAACAUCGUCCGCCGCGGCAGCGCGGCCGCCGGCGGGGGAGGCGGCGGCGGCGGCGGCAAGCGCAGGGACGCGUCGGCGGACGGCGGCGGCGGCGGCGGCGAUGAGGACAUGACGAUGGUGGCGACGGAGGUGGUCCGGCUGAAGCAGGAGCAGCGCACCAUCGACGACAGGGUGGCCGCGAUGUGGCGCCGCGUGCAGGAGACGGAGCGGAGGCCCAAGCAGAUGCUCGCCUUCCUCCUCAAGGUCGUCGGCGACCGCGACAAGCUGCACCGCCUCGUCGGCGGCGGCGGCAACGGCAACGGCGCCGCUACCGCCGCCGCCGCCGACAACGGGUUCGCGGACGCCGCGCGGGCGGGGUGCGGCGAGAAGCGCGCGAGGCUGCUGCUCGACGGCGACAACACCGGCGCGUUCGGCCCGGACGCCGUCGACUUCGCCGGGUUCUACACCGGCGCCGACAUGUUCCCCGACGUUGCCGUCGAUGCCGCCGCCGCCGCCGCCGGCGGGUCAGCCGGCUGCUCGUUCGCUUUCGGAGUGGACAGCGGCUACUGAUUCUCUCGCUCCUCACCGACUGACACAUGCACCAGCGCUGCCGCCAUCGCUGCCGCUAAUUUUGGCUGAAAUUGUCGGCGCGCUCCGCUCGCCGUCGCUGGCUGGUGGCGUGACACGGCGGCAUUUAUCCUCCAUGGAAGUCGUUUCCGAUGGGUGCAGUAGUGCUUAUUGGUGACACGCGUGCGAGCGGCGAUGGUGCACUGAAUAAAGAUGUGCUUAGCUAUGUAAUGGAACUUGUUUUGCUGUAGUAGGCUGGGAUAUGAUGUGGCAAUGGCCUCUAACUAUUGCUGUUGUGUACAUAAGCAUAUGAAUGCAUGAUUUGUAAUGGUCGGGUGAGCCCUUAAUUUCAUGUAAGCAACUUACAUUGCAGUGUUAAAGAGUUUGGUAAUGGAAUGACAUGAUUAGAACUUGAACUGGAA
Molecule: messenger RNA, 1439 nt
Organism: Oryza sativa Japonica Group (Japanese rice)
Lineage: Eukaryota; Viridiplantae; Streptophyta; Magnoliopsida; Poales; Poaceae
Source: RefSeq, a predicted model, not a curated record